Messenger RNA from Diaporthe citri, 2049 nucleotides. RefSeq lists its product as uncharacterized. The transcript is spliced from 3 exons. Lineage: Eukaryota; Fungi; Ascomycota; Sordariomycetes; Diaporthales; Diaporthaceae. Bases 1 to 2049 code for a protein of 682 amino acids. Gene Ontology annotation, cellular component: nucleus. Gene Ontology annotation, biological process: regulation of DNA-templated transcription; DNA-templated transcription. Gene Ontology annotation, molecular function: zinc ion binding; DNA binding; DNA-binding transcription factor activity, RNA polymerase II-specific. The record is from RefSeq and is a predicted model, not a curated record.
AUGGACCGCCCACACGCUCAAGCUCAUCCUCAUCCACAUCGCUACCCCUCCCACUCCAAGCCAAUACACUACAACAGGGUGCCCAUUGGCGGGCCGGAUCGCCCUCCUGUGACCCAGUCCCCCAGCCCAGGCACCAUCUACGCGUCGCCCUCGGGCGGCAGGGAAUCCUCCUCCUACCCCAUACCGAGUAAUGGCUCUCCUAAGCGAGAGCUCGGCAGCCCAGAUAUUAAGAGGGAGUCCGGGGCCCGGGAUGACUCGGACCAGACUGCCGACCGCUCGAGCAUAGCCACCCGCCGGAGCUCCACUGCCUACCCCGACGUCAGCAACGAGGAACUAAAGCCCGAGGAUGCGGCUGAUGAGCCCCAGAGGAAGAAGCAGAAACGAAACAAGCCGACGCUGUCGUGUUUCGAGUGCGUUGAGAGGAAGACAAAGUGUGACCGAGGCAGACCUCAUUGUCUGGCCUGCAUAAAACGUCAGACUGAGUGCAAGUAUGCCCACGUCGCCAACCUCCUCGAGGAGACCUCACGGUCACUUUCCAGCGGCCGACGGAUGACCAAGCCGCCCAAGAAGAAAUCAGGCCCGCCAGGAGACCCCAGGUCGCCCAUACCAAACAUCGCUGACCGUGGCGUGCUGUCCACCACCAACCAUCUCUCCAAAGCCGCCGUCGCCCUGUCCACCGGCCUGCUCUCCACCGUGCCCUACUCCCUCGGGACAGGGUCAAAUGUAUUCGGCGUGGGCUCAGCGCACCCAUUCGUGAACGUCUGGAGCUGUGAAGGGCAACUGAACGAGGUCGUCGCCAUGAUGCCCAGCAAGCUGCAGUGCGACAUGCUCAUAAGCCGAUACUUUGAGUGCGUCGACCCCGUGUAUCCCAUGCUCGACCAGCGGUCUUUCCUCGAGGACUACGAACACUUCUGGUCCCUUCCGGAGGAGAAGAAGUACCAGUCUGAUGCGGCCUUUGUCGCGCUGAUCAUGGUUAUGCUGGCGCUCGGCACGCAGUUCCUCCAGAGCGGCCUGACCACCACUGCCGACAGGGCCGACGCCGCCGAGAUGCACGCCUCUGCGAGCAACCAGGCCCUGCGCAUGAGCUCCUACCUCAGCACCGCCUCCAUCAGAUCCAUACAGACCAUGGUGCUGCUGGUCUACUUCCUCAUCAACGACAACCACGCCUCGGACGGCUGGGCCUUCGCCGGCAUCCUGAUGAGGCAGGCCUACGCCAUGGGCCUCCACCGCGACCCCAACAUCGUCACGCCGGGCGCGACCCCGGCCCAGAAGCAGGAGCGGCGCAAGGUGUGGCAGGCCGUGCUCCUGCAGGACACGUUCCUCACGGUGCUCCUCUCGCUGCCGCCCAACGCCACGCACACCGACGUCCACGUGGACGACAUGGCGGACGAGGCCCCCGGGUACACAGCAGUCAACGCCUCCGUCUCGACGGACCUGGCGUACAUCCGCGGGUCGUGGACGCUGGCGAACCUAGUACAGGAGAGCAUCUGCUCCCCGCGCUGCCUGGACAUGCCCAUCUGCGCAACCCCCCGCCACAAGACGAAGCUGGUGGCCGACUUCCGGGCGGUGUACCGCUCCUUCCCGGACACGUUCCGCUCGUGGGACGCCGAGAGCCUGGCGGCCCUGGCGCGGACCAACGGGCGCGCGGCGCGCCAGACGCUGUGGCUGACGAGCAACUACUUCCACAACGCGAUGCUCGUGCACGCGUCCGAGUCGCCCGACGUCCCCGUCAACGUGCGCGCCACCCUCGAGGCCGCGCACGACGCCAUCAAUGCGUUCUUCAUGCUGCACGCGCUCUUCGAGGCCGAGGCCCGCACCUGGUGGGUGUUCAACCACCGCGCCUUCCUCGAGGCCCUCUGCAUCGGGAGCGUCCUCCGCGAGACGGCCGGCGAGCCCGGCGGCGAGGAGGUCGUGAACAAGGACCAGCUCUUUGUCCGGGGCCGUGGGGAUAUCGCCCGCCUGGUGCACAUCAUGACGCGCAUGGGAGAAGGCGAGGACGGAUCCGAGGUCGCCCGGACAAGGGCGCAGGUGCUGAGCGAGUUCCUCUGA